Molecule: messenger RNA, 963 nt
Organism: Zasmidium cellare ATCC 36951
Lineage: Eukaryota; Fungi; Ascomycota; Dothideomycetes; Mycosphaerellales; Mycosphaerellaceae
Exons: 2
Coding region: 1-963 (320 amino acids)
Biological process (GO): mitochondrial transport
Cellular component (GO): mitochondrial membrane
Source: RefSeq, a predicted model, not a curated record
AUGUCGACUACACUGGGCUCCUUCAUAGCAGGCGGCAUAGCAGCAUGCGGCGCCGUCACCGUCACACACUCCUUCGAGACCGUCAAGAUCCGAUUACAACUGCAAGGAGAGCUGCAAGCAAAACGAGAUGCGCCGCGGUUAUACAAGGGCGUGCUGCACGGGGUGAAGGUCAUCUACACGAAUGAAGGCCUCAAGGGACUGCUGCGCGGUCUCAGUUGUGCCUACAUCUACCAAAUGACCCUCAAUGGCUGCCGUCUCGGCUUCUACGACCCCAUCCGCACCACCCUCAACUCCCUCUACCUCACGCGCUCCCCACUCCACGGCCGCGAAGCGAACAUAAAAGCCUACCAAUCCCUCCCCAUCAACAUCUUCUCCGGCGCCUCCUCCGGAAUCCUCGGAGCCUUCCUAGGCUCACCCUUCUUCCUCGUCAAGACCCGUCUCCAAUCCUUCUCCCCCUUCCUCCCCGUAGGGACACAACAUCAAUACCGCAACGCGUGGGACGGGCUACGGCAGAUCUACGGCGCGGAGGGCAUCAAAGGCCUGUGGAGAGGCGUAGGCCCCGCGAUGGUACGGACGGGAUUCGGAUCCUCGGUGCAACUCCCGACAUACUUCUUCGCGAAACGACUACUCCAACGGAACUUCAACAUGCAGGACGGCGCGCCGCUGCACCUCAUGUCCUCGACCGCGUCAGGCGUCGUCGUCUGUAUCUUCAUGCACCCGCCGGACACUGUCAUGAGCCGGAUGUACAACCAGACCGGAAACCUCUACUCGGGAGCUUUCGACUGCUUAUACCGGACCGUGAAGACUGAGGGGAUCCUAGCGGUGUAUAAGGGUUUCUUCGCGCAUUUGGCCAGGAUAUUGCCGCAUACGAUCUUGACGCUGAGUUUGGCGGAGCAGACGAAUAAGCUCAUGAGGAGGUUUGAGGAUCGGGUAUUGAGCAAGGAGGUUAAGGAGAAGCUGUAG